Molecule: messenger RNA, 426 nt
Organism: Micromonas commoda
Lineage: Eukaryota; Viridiplantae; Chlorophyta; Mamiellophyceae; Mamiellales; Mamiellaceae
Exons: 1
Coding region: 1-426 (141 amino acids)
Source: RefSeq, a predicted model, not a curated record
AUGGACGCGCGUGACACACUGGCAAAUAUUUUCACCUCCGCCCGCCAAUACUCUCAACAUGUCGUCACUACUGCGAGUGCACGAUGGAUAUCAUCUCAUCCUCCACCCGAUCGCACGCACCUCGCCAGCACCUCGCCAGCGCCAGCGAACGCUCCCCGCCCCCCGUCAGCGCGUGCACCCAACUCGGGACGCACUCCUGCGACGUCGCCAGACGCCUCGCCAGCGCCAGAGUCGCCGCGGCGGAACUCUCGCCGCCCAAUCGUAACCGCGCCCCGGCGAGCUCGAGCAGGAAGGACUCAGCGCCUCGAAGCAGCGACGCGGCCCUGGCAUCUCUGGCCUCGUCGCCCUCCUCCUCCUCCUCCUCCUCCUUCGUCUCCGCGUUCCCGUCCACGCCAGCUGUGUCGUCGGUUGUCCUCCUCCGUUUGA